This is a messenger RNA of Leptopilina boulardi, 1878 nucleotides long. RefSeq names its product trifunctional enzyme subunit beta, mitochondrial (gene Mtpbeta). Lineage: Eukaryota; Metazoa; Arthropoda; Insecta; Hymenoptera; Figitidae. Bases 243 to 1646 code for a protein of 467 amino acids. Gene Ontology annotation, molecular function: acyltransferase activity, transferring groups other than amino-acyl groups. The record is from RefSeq and is a predicted model, not a curated record. The transcript is spliced from 7 exons. Gene Ontology annotation, biological process: fatty acid beta-oxidation.
GUCUCAUUUUGUACAUUGUACUGUUAACAUCUCGAAAGAAAUAGAAAGUUGUGAAGUAACAUUUCGUUCUAUUUAUUUCGUAUUAUUUUUUUCUUUUUUUGUCAUUUAAAAGUUAAUAUUGUUAGUCAAUUAAAAUUUAUUUACAGAAAAACAAAUAAUAAUUUUUUUAAAGGGAUAAUCAUAUUUUAAUUGUUAUCCCGAAAAAAUUAAAUUUUAAAUUGUAACAUAACCUCUAUACAAAAAUGUCAGGAGUAAUUGUCAAAAAUCUACCUCGUUUUAAUCAUUUAUUACCACAAGCUGGUUUAUCUUGGGAAUCGACACGAAUUUUGAAAAAGGGAUACGCAACUAAAAUUGCCGAAACAGGUGGAAAAAAUAUUGUAUUUAUUGAUGGAGUUCGAACACCUUUUCUACAAUCAUUCACGGAUUAUAAAAAUAUUAUGGCAGUUGAUCUUGCGAGGCAUUCCCUUGUCAACUUGCAGAAGAAAAUUGGCAUUCCAAAAGAACUAAUUGAAUACAUCGUUUAUGGAUCAGUGAUUCAGGAAGUAAAAACAUCAAAUAUUGCUCGUGAAGCAGCACUUGCUGCUGGAUACAGUGAUAGAACACCAGCGCAUACAGUGACAAUGGCUUGUAUCAGCAGUAAUCAGGCCCUAACAACUGGAAUGGGUUUAAUUGCUUGUGGAGCAUACGAUACAAUUGUUGCUGGUGGUGUUGAAUUUAUGUCAGACGUACCCAUCAGACACAGUAGAAAUAUGCGAAGUCUAAUGUUACGAGCAAACAAAGCAAAAAGUCCUGCACAAAAAUUAGCUUUGCUCGCCUCUUUCAGACCCGCACAUCUCAUUCCCGAGCUUCCAGCCGUUGCAGAAUUUUCCACAAAUGAAGUGAUGGGUCACAGUGGCGAUCGUCUUGGCGCUGCAUUCGGAAUAACGCGAAAGGAACAAGAUGAUUAUGCCUUGAGAUCUCAUACUUUGGCUGCUCAAGCUCAACAGCAGGGAUAUCUCUCCGAUUUGAUUCCAUUUGUAGGACAAAAAUCAGUUGUGGAAAAAGACAAUGGAAUUCGUGUUUCAACACCUGAACAAUUAGCAAAAUUAAAACCAGCAUUUGUUAAACCCUAUGGCACUGUAACGGCAGCAAAUGCAUCUUAUUUGACUGAUGGAGCAUCGGCUGCAUUAAUAAUGACCGAGGAAAAAGCUCGUCAACUUGGACUUAAACCAAAAGCUUAUCUCAGAACUUUCACAUAUGUUUCACAGGAUCCUAAGGAUCAAUUACUUCUAGGACCUGCCUACGCUAUUCCUAAGGUUUUGGAAAAGGCAAAAUUGAAUUUAAACGACAUUGGAGUUUGGGAGGUGCAUGAAGCAUUCGCGGCACAAAUUUUAGCAAAUUUAAAAGCCCUAGAUUCGGACUUUUUUGCAAAACAACAUUUAAAUCGUUCGGAAAAAGUAGGAGUACCUGAUCUUGCAAAAUGGAACAAAUGGGGUGGAUCACUAUCAAUUGGACAUCCAUUCGCUGCAACAGGAGUUCGUUUGGCAACACACACUGCUAAUCGAAUGAUCAGAGAAGAUCAACAAUUUGGAUUAAUCGCUGCUUGCGCGGCCGGUGGACAGGGAGUUGGAAUGAUCAUGGAACGACAUCCAGACGCGAAACUCUAAUAAAUUUUUUUUAAUAAUAAUUAUAAUAUUGAUAAUAAUAAUAAUGAGUAAUGAAAUAGAUUACAAUAUACUUUUUGUAUAAUUUUACAAACAGAAGAAACUCUAACUUUGUUAUAGAUGUGUAAGCAAAAAAGAAAAAAGAAAUGCGAAAAUGCAAGUUAAUCAGCAUUUUUCUAUUAAAAAAAAGUUAUUUAUUUUUUAUAAAGUAAAAAUAAAGUUUUAUAAAAUCGAA